Messenger RNA from Lactuca saligna, 1400 nucleotides. NCBI's taxonomy places the organism in Eukaryota, Viridiplantae, Streptophyta, Magnoliopsida, Asterales, Asteraceae. The record is from the annotation of a GenBank genome assembly.
UUUCAAAAGUUGCAUUUGACAUAACUGGGUCAAGGGAGCGAAAAUCCAAAUAGGAAAUAGGAAAAGUAAAAUUAACCAGAUGCCUGAAGGAAUCAACAAUGGUUCCUCUCUCCAGAACCCCUCCAAUGAUUCAGGCGAAAUUAGAAUGAAAUUCAAUCAAAAUUGGUAUGCUUCCCCCUCCAAAGUUGCAUCUCACUUUGGAACAAGUGGUGUUGCUGUUGCUGCAGCCACCGGCAUCACACAUCCAUUAGAUGUACUCAAAGUUAGACUGCAGAUGCAACUUGUGGGACAAAGAGGUCCACUAAUUGGAAUGGGACAAACUUUUGUUGAAGUUGUUAAGAAAGAAGGAACUCGUUCCUUGUAUCUUGGUUUGACACCAGCAUUGACAAGGUCAGUUCUUUAUGGAGGUCUACGUUUAGGUUUGUAUGAACCUUGUAAAAAUUUCUGUGAACUGGCCUUUGAGUCCACUAACAUCUUCAUGAAGAUUGCAUCUGGAGCUGUUUCUGGUGCUUUUGCCACUUUGCUCACCAACCCCGUUGAAGUUCUAAAGGUGCGUUUGCAAAUGAACCCUAAUGCACGUAGAGGAGCAAUUAGUGAACUGCAGAAAAUUGUCAGAAAAGAGGGCAUAACAGCUCUCUGGAAGGGGGUGGGACCCGCUAUGGCCCGGGCAGGAGCUUUAACAGCAUCACAGCUGGCAACAUAUGAUGAAUUCAAGCGGGUCUUAAUAAAACGGACACCUCUUGAAGAAGGAUUCUAUCUUCAUCUCAUGUCGAGUACAGUAGCGGGUUUGGUGAGCACACUGAUAACUGCACCUAUGGACAUGGUUAAAACGCGUCUCAUGUUACAACGAGAAUCUAUGAGUGAUGGAGCUUACAAAAACGGGUUUCAUUGUACAUAUAAGGUUCUGAUCACAGAGGGACCUCGUGGACUCUACAAAGGGGGCUUUGCAAUUUUUGCUCGAUUAGGUCCACAAACAACAAUCACAUUUAUAUUGUGUGAGAAGCUGCGAGAGAUUGCUGGAUUAAAAGCAAUUUAGUCUCUAAGUCUAUGGUAAUUUCUUGCUUUUUCCUGCAUAUUUAUUUACAUUUUUCAAGUCGAAUGCUCAUGAUCACUAGAAAGUAGAAACCUGGUUGAGAAUAAAUUUGUAGUAUUUUAGACGAAAUUUUUAGGGUUAUCUCUAUGAAGUAUGGAGCUAAGCCGAGUCUAUUCUUUUGGAUCAUACUCUCAUUCAUGAAAUUGUAUCAAUGUAGUAAGAAAUAAUUUGGUUUGUAUUGUGUAGUUUUACUAGAUUGAAUGUUGUAAAUUGUUUUAAUUUGAUUUUAGGUUCUCUCUAUAAAUUGCUUUCCAAAUUCCAAAUUUUCAUCGCUUCAGUUUCAACUAUUUUAUGUUAUUGGUUGAAU